This is a messenger RNA of Cajanus cajan (pigeon pea), 823 nucleotides long. Its product is annotated as CASP-like protein 4B4. NCBI's taxonomy places the organism in Eukaryota, Viridiplantae, Streptophyta, Magnoliopsida, Fabales, Fabaceae. The record is from RefSeq and is a predicted model, not a curated record.
AUGGAAGACCACAAAGAGAAGAUGUCAGUUUCUAAUGAUUCAGAAAUGAAGGUUGAGUUGCAGCCAGAGUCGGCUGAGCCGGAUGUGGACAGCCACGCGCCGGGAACGGGCGGCGGCCGCCCCAGUCUCCUAUGGCGGUUGAAGAAGAAAGAUAUGCUAAUGAGAGGGUCGUUGGCGUUAAGAGGAAUUGCUCUGUUUUUGUCAUUGAUUUCCUUUAUCCUUGUCGCUAGUAACAAGCAUGGUGAUUGGAAAGAAUUUGAAUUGUACCAAGAAUACAGGUACUUGCUGGCUGGAGCAAUUUUAUCUAGUUUGUACACUGGACUUCAAGUGUUUCGUCAACUUCAUGAACUUUCCACUGGACAAAACCUGAUUCAGUUAAGAACUGCAGGAUUGAUUGAUUUUGUUGGAGAUCAGGUUGUGGCAUAUCUCUUGAUAUCAUCAACGUCUUCAGCGAUUCCAAUAACAAACAGAAUGAGAGAAGCCGCAGACAAUAUAUUUACAGACUCUUCAGCUGCAGCCAUUGCCUUUUCCUUUUUGGCCUUUUGGUGUGUGGCACUGUCAGCUGUCAUAUCAGGACAUAAACUAUCUACCCAAACUUAUAUAUAAAUAAAUAAACAUCCUUAAUUGAUUAAAGUUUCUUCUAUCAUGUUUCAACUUCCACGUAUUGGUAGAUUUGUGUGAGAAAGUGAGUGUAAGAAACUAAGAAUCCCCAACCCCCCUCCCCUCCAUUUUAAGUAUGUGCAUGGGCUGCAAUAAGAUAUAUGAGAUUGUACUGAUAUUUCAUAUAAUAAUACAACUUUUUUUUGUGUACUAUUUGACACUA